GCCGGAUUCCUGACUCCAUAUCGGCUAACCGGUGUGGUGUCCAUGGGUGUUCGGGACCCAUAAGGAGGAUGCUGCGGUGUGGCGUUCAUAGGUGUUCUGGACUCAGAUGGUUGAUGCGGCGGUGUGGUGCCCAUAUGCGUUCUGGGCCAUGGGUCGUCCCAAUUUUCUUCUUCAGGAUGUAUUCUGUUGAAUGGGCGUAUAACCGCCACCGCCAUCCCCUCCCACAACGUCGGCAACUUAAAUGUUUGUCUUGCACUCAUUGUUUGAUUCGUGCUGUCUACUAACAACUGCCUCCUCUCCGAGCGCUGCACUAAUUUAAACACAUAUUUCCAAGGUCAUACCUUCUACCACUCACGACUUCAAGGUCACAUUUCAAGGCUAUAUUUCGAUUCAAGGUCGCAUUUCAAGGCUAUAUUUCAAGGUUGCAUUUCAAGAUCAUAUUUCAAGGCCAUGUUUCAAGGUUACAUUUCAACGUCACAGGUUAAAUAUGCGUUCAAGGUUGGCUCCCAAGGUCGACUCUCAAGGGCGUUCUAGAAC
This is a messenger RNA of Acanthoscelides obtectus, 537 nucleotides long. The record is from the annotation of a GenBank genome assembly. NCBI's taxonomy places the organism in Eukaryota, Metazoa, Arthropoda, Insecta, Coleoptera, Chrysomelidae.